Molecule: messenger RNA, 927 nt
Organism: Anisakis simplex (herring worm)
Lineage: Eukaryota; Metazoa; Nematoda; Chromadorea; Rhabditida; Anisakidae
Source: the annotation of a GenBank genome assembly
GAAAUGCAUAAGCGACCAAGGAAUCAUAUGCUACACAAAUAUGUGCCAAAUGGUUUAACUGGCUACUCAAAAGUGUUGAAAAACACCGUUGUUCAAAUAGAACAGAAUUCAAGCCUAUAUGAAGUGGCGAAACGAGAAGCCGUAUGCGAUAGACCAUACCUGUGUUUAGGCUUAUUCAUAUUUUCUUUAGGUGAGCAAGCAUCAGCGAUGUUCAUUCUGGAUCUGACAGAUCUGAAAUACACGAUGAGUCUUUAUCAGUUUUGUGCGGGACAUCUGAGGAAUGUGGCUGAAUUUCUGGAUCAACAAUACGUUCAAGUGAUCAAACAAGUUGUUGUCAUCAACGUUCCAGUGUUUGCCUAUGCCAUUUGGAAAACAUUACGACCCCUGAUACCAAGUUAUUUUCAACGAAAAGUUCACCUUUUGAGUCCAUCGAAUUGGCGCAAAGAGAUUCUGGCCUAUGCAGAUCCCAGUGUGCUACCAAGUUUCUGGAAUCUGCAUGGAGAGGAUUUGUUUAAAGCCGCUGUUGAGAAGCCUCUCGAGCUCACAUCAGAUAAAUUCUACAAGCUGAAGAUCCCUGAAGGUGCAAAAGAGGUACACAUUGCUCCACGUCAGAGCAGAUUCUUUUGUUAUAAAGCCAACAAGGGCGAUAUCGUUAACACAUGGGUUAUAUGCGAUGGAAACUAUGCUGGCGGAGUUUAUUUUACUGAAGAUGAGAACGAAGAGGAUUUUAAGAAGAUGAGAGCUAUCUAUCCGUGUUUCGCAACGGUGAUCGGUCCCACUUAUGUGCCCAUAACACACUCGUUCGUUGCCGAACAGACCGGUGUAUAUAAAUUUUGGUUUACGAAUGAAAAAGCAUGGCUUCAUACGCUCAAGAUACAUAUUUAUGCGAAUAUUUGUGAUAAACAUUUAUAUCCGCCUGAUUUUUGA